AUGAUGAAGACGUCGUUAAGAUUAGCGAAAUGCAUCUUAGCCGCAGUGAUGUUAUGCAUGGCUAAAGUGAAAUCAGCAGGUGUCACCGAUGUCGCUUGUGAACGCGGUUUCCAUUAUCAAAACUUCCCAGAGGUUGUUUUAUUUCCAACAUGCCAAUCGACAUGCAGCUCGAGGAAUAUGACGGUUCUUGAAAUUCGAAGUCCAGAGAAUCUGACAACAGUAACUGAGAUACUUACUAGCACUUUCAACAACGAGAUGACUUGGUUGAAUGUUCACUUUGAUAAUACCAACAACAAAUUUUAUUGGAACUCAGACAACAGUGAGAUGUCGAGUGAUCUAUUCCCAAAUCCCCAGUCCAAUAUUAUUUCUCUUGCAUAUUAUAACAAAUUUUACAAACAUUUGCGUGGAAUAUACGCAGAAGUAAUAGCUUCUUGUGUCUGCUACAGCAACGACUCAAGUACUUUAUCAUUGAAAGGAGCUUCAAACGCCAAUUACGAAUGCGUGCACCAAUUUUGUUAUCAAAAUUUUCAUGAUGAGGUUAGCUUCGAAACAUGCCAAUCAACAUGUCUUCUGAGCAACAUGAUAGUUUUCGAAAUUAGACCUCCAGAAAAUCUGUUGACGAUAGAUGCGAUGCUUACCAACACUUUUCAAAACAUUUACACUUGGGUGAAUGCGCGCCUGGAUAGCACCAUCAACAAAUUUUUUUGGAAUUCAGACAACAGUGAGGUCCCGAGUGAUUUUUUUUCAAAUCCUGAAUCCUUGGGUACUGCGUAUGCAUUCAUCGACACCCGCAAUUCUAAUUCUAUUUCGGGAGCACAAGUAGGAGAUAUGAGAUCUUGUGUUUGCUACAUAAGCAAUCCGCCCCUGACAGCAGAUGUCGUGAGAUCGGCUCUGAACUUCGCAAGUGAUGGAAAAGUAGUCAUGGAAAGAAAUAGAGAGUUCCAGAGAAAAAGGCCAGAAAAAGCAAAAGCAGAUUUAGCAAAAGAGUGUUUAACAGGAGUUAAGAAGAAGUUACUUGGGUUAACGCUUAUUGGAAUAGUACCACUAGCAAAUAUUCCUGGAAUUCUGAUAAGAGUGAGGUUUCAAGUGGUCUUUUUGCAGACCCAAUCACCUCUGCUAACACGAAUGCAUAUUUUGAUGAGAAAAGUAGAACCAUUUUCGGCACCAAAUUAUGGCCUGGUAAUAGGUUUGCCAGUAGCAGCAUCAGUUGUCGUUAUCAUAAUCGUCAGCGUUAUUAUUGUCUUGGUCAUUGUAAGAGUAAAAAAAAACAGACGACAAAGGAGAGCCUCUCUUGAACUCGAAGACGCACACGGUUAUGCCGCUCUAGCCAAUUCCAAAAACAACAACAACAACCCGGAGAAUGCUACCUACGACACCAUAAACCAGAACAACACUCGCGACUCAUUAUACGACACCAACAUCAAUGUCUAUGACACCAUAGGCGGCAACAGUGAGACGGUUGCAAGAUGCAAGCCUACAUGCUCGACGUCAGAAGAAACCAUUCUCAGCAACAGUCUAAUCGCGGACGAUGGCAAUGGCAACUACAACAACAACAGUAACAACAACAACAGCAACAACAACAGCAGUAACAACGCCACAAUUGCUUAA
This is a messenger RNA of Helobdella robusta, 1608 nucleotides long. RefSeq lists its product as hypothetical. The record is from RefSeq and is a predicted model, not a curated record. The transcript has 7 exons. NCBI's taxonomy places the organism in Eukaryota, Metazoa, Annelida, Clitellata, Rhynchobdellida, Glossiphoniidae. The coding region runs from base 1 to 1608 and encodes 535 amino acids.